AUGAACCUUGAUCGACUGGAAAUCCGGGGCCACCCAGACGAGCAGUUCUAUCGCGGAGUCCCGACCCAUAGGGCUCACACGAUGUAUCUUGUUGUAAUGACUCAGCAUAACCGGAGCUGGGCCAUUGAGCGUGGGUUCACCUCUGAUUUCUCGACAGUGACAAGAUGGUGGGAUACAGGCGUCGAGGCGAAUGCUAUCCGGCAAUCGUUGCUGAACUACGGUCCGGCAGCGGACAUGAGUUCCGGCAUGAAUAUGAACUUGGAUUAUCUAUUGUUUUUAUGGCAGCCAACGAGAGUCAACGCGAUUGGAGGCGUCUAG
Aspergillus viridinutans is the source of this 318-nucleotide messenger RNA. RefSeq lists its product as uncharacterized. NCBI's taxonomy places the organism in Eukaryota, Fungi, Ascomycota, Eurotiomycetes, Eurotiales, Aspergillaceae. The transcript has a single exon. The coding region runs from base 1 to 318 and encodes 105 amino acids. The record is from RefSeq and is a predicted model, not a curated record.